AUUUCCGUUGUCAGGUGGUGCUGCUAUGGAAAGAUGUGAUCAGUUGUCCUAAGAAGGCUUUUCCCUCAAAGCCCCUGUCGGUAAACGUGAAAUUUAUCCAGUUCGCUUGAAACAAACCGCUUCGUGGUGGAGUGUAAAUGUCGGUGCACCCCUGCUGAACAUUUAAUCGGACAGAAAUGAGUUGGAAUUAGUGUACGACAGAGGAUUCCCUCGGCGGUUUUGAUCUGCAGAAUGUCUAAACGCCGUGCUUCGGAACGAGGGGCUGGAGAGUCAUCCGGCAGACCCAGCAAGCCCCUUUGUCCUGGGAUAUCUGGCAACAAUGCUAAGAGAGUCGGUCCCUUUGUUUUAGGCCCACGGCUGGGAAACUCUCCUGUGCAGAGUAUAGUGCAGUGUCUAGCCAGAAAAGAUGGGACGGAUGAUUUCUACCAGCUAAAAAUUCUCACCCUGGAAGAACGUGGAGAGACACAGGAAGAAAGGCAAGGGAAAAUGCUCCUGCAUACAGAGUAUUCUCUACUGUCACUGCUCUCCAACCAAGAAGGAGUGGUGCACCAUCACGGCCUCUUCGAGGACCGCUCCUGUGAGAUUGUCGAGGACAUGGAGGCCAACAAAGUGCGGAAGAUGAAGAGGCGAAUCUGUCUGGUGCUUGACUGCCUCUGUGCCCACGACUUCAGCGACAAGACGGCAGACCUCAUCAACCUGCAGCAUUACGUCAUCAAAGAGAAGCGUCUGAGUGAGCGCGAGGCCAUCGUUAUUUUCUAUGAUGUGGUGAGAGUGGUGGAGGCAUUGCAUAAGAAGAACAUUGUGCAUAGAGACUUGAAGCUUGGAAACAUGGUGCUUAAUAAAAGGACCCAUCGGAUCACCAUCACAAACUUUUGCCUUGGCAAGCAUUUGGUGAGUGAGGAAGAUCUGUUAAAGGACCAGCGAGGCAGUCCAGCCUACAUCAGCCCAGAUGUCCUGAGCGGUCGACCAUACCGCGGUAAACCCAGUGAUAUGUGGGCGCUCGGUGUAGUGCUGUUCACCAUGCUCUACGGCCAGUUCCCAUUCUACGACAGUAUACCUCAAGAGCUCUUCCGGAAGAUCAAAGCAGCAGAGUACUCCAUCCCUGAGGAUGGGCGGGUAUCUGAAAGUACAGUGUGUUUGAUCAGGAAGCUUCUGGUGCUUGACCCCCAGCAGAGACUCACUGCCACCGAGGUGCUCGAGUCGCUGAGUGCCAUCAUCACAUCCUGGCAAACUGUGUCCUCACUGAGUGGCCCUCUACAAGUGGUGCCGGACAUAGACGAUCAGCUUAACCACCCCGAACAUCUUCAGGAGGCGAAAGUGACAGAGGAGUCGUCUCAGUACGAAUUUGAGAACUACAUGAGGCAACAGCUCUUGUUGGCAGAAGAGAAAAACACUAUCCACGAGACCAAGAACUUCCUCAGCAAGAGGCAUUUCGGUAAUGUGCCUCCGGUGAGGCGCCUUGGCCACGACGCUCAACCCAUCAGUCCUCUGGAUGCCGCAAUACUGGCCCAGCGCUUCCUCCGGAAGUAGCACCUUCAUUCUGUCCACAGACAGGGUCACUGGGAAUGGAGCGAGCCACGGAACUGGGCGCACUCUCUCAUGUACACUUGUGUAUGUGUGUGUGUGUUAGCAUGCAGC
Messenger RNA from Carassius carassius (crucian carp), 1638 nucleotides. RefSeq names its product serine/threonine-protein kinase 40. Gene Ontology annotation, biological process: protein phosphorylation. The transcript has 11 exons. Bases 232 to 1530 code for a protein of 432 amino acids. Lineage: Eukaryota; Metazoa; Chordata; Actinopteri; Cypriniformes; Cyprinidae. Gene Ontology annotation, molecular function: protein kinase activity; ATP binding. The record is from RefSeq and is a predicted model, not a curated record.